AUGGACUGGAGCUUCGUCCAAGCCGACUUACCUGGCGCACUUGCUAGGGCUAGCCUCCAUGGAGGCUUAGGCUCAGGCACCUCAGGCACCUCGAGACCCGCCCAACGAUCCGCUCGACGACAAGAGCCUCAGAGAACUCUGCCUCUGAAUCGGCUCGCAGCAGGUGCUGCUUUCCUCGUUUGCCGAAGAUGCAAAGGUCCUCGGUUUGAGCGGGCGUCGAGGCUUUGCCGGCGCGCAGCUAUGGUGGCAAUGCACGAGGCCACCGUCCGCAGAGCGGGAGAGGAGAUUCUUUCGAAUGUGGACCUCGAGGUUCCGGUGGGUGCCCGUGCGGUGGUAGUGGGGCCCAACGGCUGUGGCAAGACCACGCUGCUGACCACCAUUGCUGCCCAAGACCCCGUGGAAGGUGGCUUUCUGGAUGUGCGAGCCUCCUCAGUUGGCUGGCUUCGCCAAGAGGCCAUCGGCGGAUCCAAGAAGACAGUGUAUCACGAAGCCGUCUCUCAAAUGCCAGCGAUGAUGGCGAAGAUGCAGAUGGAGGCAGCGCAGAAAGCGCUGAGUGAGGCUAAGGAGGCCGACGUGCUGGCGAAGCAGCAGGCCUACGAGGAGGCCACAAGCAAGUUUGAGGCGGCCGGAGGCAGAAGCAUGGAGAGGAAAAUUGAAGACGUUCUGACUGGCCUGGGAUUCUCCAGUGCUGACUUCGAGAAAUCUUGUUCGGAGCUCUCUGGCGGCUGGCAAAUGCGGGUCGCCUUGGCACGAGCGCUGUUGCGUGAGCCCGAGUUGCUUUUGCUCGACGAGCCCACGAACCACAUGGAUGCCUCCGCCAAAAACUGGCUGGCGACGUACCUGGCGGCAGGCCUGCCGGAGACCAGCACCCUGCUCCUGGUGACCCACGACCGGUCGUUGCUGGAAGAGAUGCACUGCUCCCAAGUCUACGAGAUUGCCCAGCGGCGCAUCCUGCGCUACGACGUCUCCGGCAUUGCCGAAUGGGAAAAGAGCCGUGAGCAGCGAGUGGCAAAACUACAGAAGGAAAUGCUGAAGAUUGAGCGCACUAUUGCGGCAGAUGAAGACUAUGUAAGGAGGUUUGGGGCCAAGUCCAGCCAUGCAGCACAGGCGCAGGCCCGCAAGAAGCGCAUUGCCAAAGCCGAGAAGGAGUUGGAGGAUCUUCGUGGCCAGACACGAGGCCUGCCAUCAGCUUCAGUCCUGAAUGGCAAGAAGGGCUCGGAGGAAGAUAGUGAUGACGAUGCCCAAGGCUUGCUGCCGCUCUCCGGCCCGGGGAAGGUGAAGUUCAACCUUCCAGACUGGCCACUGGGUGCCUCGCCGCCCCUGGACCGGAAGCUGCUCACCUUGAAGGAGACUGAGAUCAGGUAUGACGGUGGGGAGCCAGUCCUCAACAUCGAGGCCGGAGCAUGUACAGUUUUUGUGGAUGUUUUUUCUCGGCUCAGAGCUCGAAUCAUCUUCCGCCACGCCCUGGCUUCACAGAUAUGGCUUGGCCGGGGUAAAGGCCCCAUGUUGGAGUUCGAAGUGCAGUGCGACACAGUUCCCGGAGAGGUGGUGGCGAUUUGUGGGUCCGAGCCUCUGUCAUGGGACGCAAAGCAGGCCCUGAUGCUCGACCCGACGGACUAUCCGGCAUGGCGAGGUCGGGUCGCAGCACCUCAAUCAGAUGUGGAGUUCAAGUACCUCAUUGUAAAAAGGGGUGAGGGCGUCGCAGGAGAGUUGGUCCGCUGGGAGGGGGACUUUCCCAAUCGGAAAGCGCACAGAGAGAAAGAUGUGGCAAAGUUGGUUUUGCGGCACCGCUUCGGUGAUGUCACCUUUGAGUGCAAAGAGGUCGUCCAUGCGAGUGGCAUCCCUGAGAAAGUGCUUUCGAAGCCAGGAAGUGGUUACGCAGAGGUACCUGUGACACCAGAGGCACCGCCGGCUGUACCUGCUCUCCCCAUUUCCAAGCGUGGCGAAGAAGAGGCUCAAGAACCAGAGUCUGUUCUGGGCGGCAUUGCAGUUGAUCCCGCACUUCGGCUAGCUCGCUUGGUACGAUCAACAUCUGCCACAGCCUUCUCCAUGAAGUACGAUGUGAAGAGUACCGUGCUGGGCACCGGCAUGACUGGCGGGGUCGUCGUUGGAACGAACAAAGAAACCGGUGUUGAGGUUGCCAUCAAGAAACUCCCGUUGAAUUCGUCCAUGAAUCCAGAGCACAUCAAGUCAGAGAUUCAGCAUCAGCUUACCUUAGACCACCCCAACAUUUGCCGCCUUUUGGAAGUCUACGAAGAGCCGGACCGGCUGCUGAUGGUCAUGGAGAAGCUUGAUGGACCCGACUUGUUCGAUUCUUUAUCCAAGAAAAGCCGCUACACAGAAAAGGAUGCAAGGGAGGUGGUCAAGCAGAUACUUAGCGCCGUUGCUUACUGCCACCGCAAUGGUGUGUGCCACCGUGACUUGAAGUUGGAGAACUUCUGCAUGGAGGACAAGUCGGAGCAUGCCAGGAUCAAGAUGAUCGACUUUGGCUUGAGCUCGUCCUUCGACGAUUCGCUUCCCAUGACCGACUCGUGUGGCACCCUCUACUAUGUGGCGCCCGAGGUUCUGCGUGGCAAGUACAACCAGCAAUGUGACAUGUGGUCCUUGGGGGUUUUGACUUACAUUCUUCUCGAUGGCCGCGCUCCCUUCAUGGGCCGCGAUGACCGGCGGACCUACAGGCUCAUUCUCGAGGGCCAAUACGUUUUCCCCGAGAAUCGCUGGGGCCGGAUCUCAGACGAUGCCAAGAAUUUCGUCUCCAAGCUCCUGAAGGUUGAUCCCGAGGUGCGCAUGACAGCCGAAGAGGCGCUGAUGCAUCCCUGGCUCACUAGCAAGGAACCUCAUACCGAGGCUGAGUCUGCUCCUCCUGCACUGGAUGCGGAUGUCCUCGAUGGCUUGAAGGCUUUGACAAGGGGAAAUGCUGCCAAGCGGGCAGUGCUGCGUGCGAUGGCACCAGUGGCAUCUGUGGAUGAGGUAAGCCGAUGGGCUGACCAGUUUGAAACCUUUGAUGCGCAAGGCACUGGACACGUCAAGGUCUCAGACCUUGUGAAGCGCUUGGUUUCCCGAGGGCUGGCCACGGCGGCCGAGGCUCAGGACAUCUCGGAUGGCCUUAAAACGGUGGCUGACAGUUCGCAAGAAAUCUCAUAUUCUGCUUUUCUCACUGCGUGCUUGUGUGCGCAUCAUUCCCGCCUGGAAGAGAAGCACUUAAAAGAGAUCUUCUCGAAGCUGGACAAAGACAAAGACAACCACGUCAGUGUCGAAGAGGUUGGGAAGGCUUUAGGUGGAGUUGUGAACAUCGAGGCAUUAGAGUCGGAGAUGAACGGACGGGCCUUAUCCUUCUCCGAUUUUCAGUGGCUGUUCCAACGCCCUCUGGCUCCUUCGUCCAUGGCCGGGCUUCGUCAGCUAUUGGGUACCUUCCAAAACCUGGGCUUGACAAAGAGCUGGCGCGUGGACACGGCAGCCGCCAAGGCCGCCAAGGACGGCGACGAUGCCCAGUUCGUAGCCGCCCGCCGCGAGAAUGCUGCUUGGCGGCAGUGGCAUCGCGAGCGUACACGUGCAGAAUCCCCGGAGGACCCUCCACCGCCGCACCGUCCAUCUGAGGAGGAUGGCAAAGACCGGCUAUCACCCAAAAAGCUGCUCCUUGAAACUGCGCCUUUGCCUGCCCCGAAUAGCAGCAGACCACCAAGCAGGGCACCAAGCAGUCAUGGCAACCUCACUCCUCGGGAAAUUCCAACUGCAGACCUCGUGGAGCCCAGCAGUCUCGCGAAAGAUGCGCGAGACAGAAACGACAACGGAGAGUUGAAAAAAGAGUGGGCUGUGGCCACUGCGGAGGCUAAGGACGGAGACAUGGACGCAGCAAGGAGAGAAAACCGCGCGUGGCGGCUGAUGAACAUGGAAAGAUCGAGUGCAGGGCAAAGCCCUCGUGCUGGCUCAUAG
Messenger RNA from Symbiodinium necroappetens, 3933 nucleotides. The record is from the annotation of a GenBank genome assembly. Lineage: Eukaryota; Dinophyceae; Suessiales; Symbiodiniaceae.